Messenger RNA from Closterium sp. NIES-65, 1677 nucleotides. Lineage: Eukaryota; Viridiplantae; Streptophyta; Zygnematophyceae; Desmidiales; Closteriaceae. The record is from the annotation of a GenBank genome assembly.
AUGAAGUUGUUAACGCCAAUCACAGCAGCCCAAGUGGCAUGUCUACUUGGAUACAUUCAACUGCUGUCCUACUGGGCCUACGCUGAAUAUCUCGAAUACAACAAGUCCAGUCGUCCAAAAGCCCAUGCGGAUGACGAGAAGAAGCCUACAGACGAGGAGUCGACGCCGCUCGUCGAUGCGUCACCAGGAACGCCCAGCAGCAGAGCGCUCGCUAAUACCACACCCACCACGAUCGGCGGCAUCGUGCGACAAUACAUAGUCCGGUUCCUCACCAUGAACGAGUCGUUUCUUCUCGACAACCGCCUCACCCUUCGCGCCAUUGCUGAGUUUGGAGGCCUGAUUCUUUACUACUUCAUCUGCGAUCGCACAGACAUCUUCGGCGAAUCCACCAAGCAUUACAGCCGGGACCUGUUCAUCUUCCUGUACGCGCUAUUGGUGCUGACGUGCUUCUUCACAUCGCUAACGAAGCACACGGGCGCGUCCCUGGCGACGGGCAAGUCCAUCCAAUACCUCAACCGCCACCAGACGGAGGAGUGGAAGGGAUGGAUGCAGAUCAUCUUCCUCAUGUACCACUACUGGGAGGCGCGUGAGAUCUACAACUCCAUCCGCCUCUUUAUCGCGGCCUACGUGUGGAUGACGGGGUUCGGCAACUUCUCCUACUACUAUGUCCGCAAGGACUUUGGCCUCGGCCGCUUCUGCCAGAUGAUGUGGCGGCUCAACUUCCUCGUCUUCUUCUGCUGCCUGGCUUUAACGAACGACUACAUGCUGUACUACAUCUGCCCCAUGCACACGCUCUUCACCGUCAUGGUCUACGCCGCGCUCGGCAUCUACAGCAAGUACAACGAGCUGCCUGCUGUCAUUGGGAUGAAGAUUGGCAUCUGCUUCGUUGUGGUGUUCCUGCUCUGGGAGGUUCAGGGCGUGUUCGAGCUCGUGUGGGGGCCCUUCACCUUCCUCAUGGGCUACAUCGACCCGCGCAAGCCGGACCUGCCGCUGCUGCACGAGUGGCAUUUCCGGUCGGGGCUGGACCGGUACAUCUGGAUCAUUGGCAUGAUCUACGCCUACUUCCACCCCAUGGUCGAGCGCUGGCUCGAGAAGCUCGAGGAGAUGCACCACAUGACCCGCAACGCCAUCCGCGCCGCUAUUGUCGCUGUCUGCCUCUCGGUGGGCUAUGUGUGGUAUGUGAACGUCUACUGCUUGGACAAAUUCGCCUACAACGCUAUCCAUCCAUACACAUCCUGGAUCCCCAUCACCAUCUACAUUGCGCUGCGCAAUUUGACCCAGCCUCUGCGAAACUGGUCGCUGGCGCUCUUUGGCUGGCUCGGCAAGAUCACCCUCGAGACCUACAUUGGCCAGUUCCACAUCUGGCUCAGGACGGGCAUGCCCAACGGCCAGCCAGCCAUGCUGCUGAGUUUUGUGCGCGACUACCCCCUUGUCAACUUCAUGCUCUCCACUGCCGUCUACAUCCUCGUAUCCCUGCGGCUGUUUGAGCUGACCAACACGCUCAAGAACUCGUUUGUGCCACACAAGGACAACACGAAGCUGGGCGCCAACACUGUCGCUGGAACCAUCUUCAUGGGCGUCACCUAUGUCUCUGCCGUGCUGCUGCUGCUCGCCAUCCGUCUGCUGGUCCCAGCUGACGCUGUUUUGGAUAUGGCUACUAAGCCAGCAGACCCUUGA